Messenger RNA from Protopolystoma xenopodis, 684 nucleotides. The record is from the annotation of a GenBank genome assembly. NCBI's taxonomy places the organism in Eukaryota, Metazoa, Platyhelminthes, Monogenea, Polystomatidea, Polystomatidae.
AUGGUGUCCUUUAUACAACGGACGAAAGCAUGGCUCGUUUUCACCGGAAUCGAGGGAGAUUGCCUCGAAAACAGCGUCAAAAGGUAUGUUCCAGUCGACGUUAUUUGUCUUUUUGGCGGUUUGGCUUGGAGGACAGCUCAGACCAAUUCUGAGGCGAUUUGUCUGUCGCUAUCCAAUCUCCUCGGACUUCAGUCCCGAAGGCUGUGCCGGUUGCCAGGUGGAACGGCCCUUCAAUCAGCCGCUGCCCUUGUCGACCACGAGAACCGGAUCUUUCUUGUUGGCGGAUAUAGACCGGAGACACGACAGGCUGUUGCUACCACUCACGUCUUCAGCUUGACCACGUCUCGAUGGACCGAACUGGGCUGUCUUGCUGUGGCCAGAUACGAUCUGGCCCUCUGCAGCGCAAUGCUCCUUCGGUUUCCGAUGAGACCGAUUGCAACUUUUUAUUGGAAAUGGAAAUGGGCAAAAUCUGACCUCUGCGAGAGACUGGAUACCUCGGCCCUCGGGGCUGGUUGGCAGAUGAUGCCGCAGCGUCUGGUCCGGCCGCGAUGGGGACACGCCGCCGUUUCCAUGGGCACCACAUUGUAUGUGAUUGGAGGCUGGCAGGACAAGGGAGUGGACCGCCUCGACACCGGCGACCCUUCGGCCCGUUGGCAGCCGAUGGCCGAAUCGCUGAAUCGGUAA